GGUUUCUUUUUCCGCAGCCAGAAAGGGAGGGGCUGCUGGUUGGCUGAUUAAAGCCUGUCGCUGGCUUUUCCCCACCGCUUCAGCCUGGAGGAAAGAUUUCACCUUUCGAGCCCGGAGAUCACAAACCGCUGUGCUCUGAAGUUAAGAAAAAGAGUUUCAGGAGGAAUCGACUUGAACAUUGAGCAGGACGGUCUUCUUUUCUGGAGAAUCCCCUUCUUUCGUCGGGGCAAGCACUUCCGGUUUCCUUCUGCUCUGCAGCUGUGAUGCACCUGGUGAACAGAUUUUGUCUAGUCACAGGUGAAAAUUGAGUGCUUUCAACUAUCAUAUUAUCCACCUUGAAGGAUACUUAGUGGCUGUGUUGUCCUGAGUGUCCUUGGAGGACUGAUUCACCAUUGCUUUAUAAUCUGCGUAGCUGCCCAGCAGCCCUUCAGAAAGAAGAGCCUCGGAGAUUAGGACAGGAAAAGAUACAGGGGCAGCAUAAUGGCCUCAGCAGGUCUGAUGGAUGUACAGAAGGAGGCCACUUGCCCUGUCUGCCAAGAACUUUUGACAGAACCCCUGAGUCUAGGCUGUGGCCACCAUGUAUGCCAAGCCUGCCUCACCGUGAACAAGGAUGCAGUGAUCAACCCCAGAGGGAGAAGCAACUGUCCUGUGUGUGGUACUAGAUUCUCACUGGAAACUCUACAGGCUAAUAGGCAUCUGGCAGAUGUCAUAGAGAGACUCGGGCAAGUCAAGUUGAACCCUGACAUUGGGAAAAAGAGAGAUCUCUGUGUACACCAUGGAGAGAAACUCCUUCUCUUCUGUAAGGAGGACAAGAAGGUCAUUUGCUGGGUUUGUGAGCGUUCUCAGGAGCAUCGUGGACACCACACAUUCCUCCGGGAGGAAGCAGUCAGGGAAUGUCAGGAAAAUCUCCAGAAAGCUCUCAAGAGGCUGAGGAAGGAGCAGGAGAAGGUGGAGACAUUGGAAACGGACAUCGAAGAAGACAGACUUUCCUGGAAGCGCCAGAUCCAAACUGAGAGAGAAAGGAUACAAAGAGGCUUUAAUCAGCUUAGAAGAAUCCUGGACGAGGAGGAACAGAGAGAGCUGAACAGACUCAGGGAAGAGGAGCAGAUGAUACUAGAUAGCCUGGCCAGGGCCGAGGCCGAGCUGGCUCAGCAGAGCCAGUUGGUGGAGGAACUUAUCUCUGAUCUAGAGCGUCGGUGUGAGUGGUCAGACGCAGAGCUGCUGCAGGAUAUGAGCGGUAUCUUGAAAUGGAGUCAGAUCUGGACACUGAAGAAGCCCAAAGCAGUUUCUAAGGAACUGAAGAUUGUAUUCCAAACUCCUGAUCUGAGUGGCAUGCUACAAAAAUUUAGAGAGCUAACAGCUGUCCGGGCUUACUGGGCGGACUUCACGUUUAAUCCAAAAAACCUAAAUUUGAAUCUUAUACUUUCAGAAGACCACAGACAAGUGACAUCUGUGUCCAUUUGGCCCUUUAAGUGUUGUAAUAAUGGUAUCUUGGGCUCCAAAUGUUUCUCCUCAGGAAAACAUUACUGGGAAGUGGAUGUGUCUGAAAAAAAUGCCUGGACCCUGGGAGUUUAUACUAGAAAACGUACUUUAAAGUUUGAUGUUAGACGGUGCAAAAGUCAGCCAAAUGGUUACCAUAGAUACAAACCACAGAAUGGCUACUGGGUUAUAGGGUUGCAGCAUGGAUCGAGGUACAGUAUCUUUGAGGAUUCUUCCAACCGUGACCCUACAGUUCUGAACCCCUUUGUGGCCACCCCUCUCCAUCGAGUUGGGGUUUUCCUUGACUGUGAAGAGGGCAUAGUGUCCUUCUUUAAUGUCACAAACCACGGGUCACUCAUUUACAAAUUCUCCCAAUGCUGCUUUUCCCAACCUGCCUAUCCAUACUUCAAUCCUUGGGACUGCCCAGCCCCCAUGACUCUGUGUCCUUUGAACUCCUGAGUUUUCUCAUUCUCAUCAUUUCUGGUCUUACUUCUUGCCUUGAUAUUCACCUUCUGGAUGUACCUGUGCUGUUCAGGCGUCUCUUCCCAUGGUCUUCCUUCUUUCAUGCUUGGAUGCAGUCAGUGUAUCUGGCAUCAUUUCGAAUCUCAUAUUCUCAAAGACAGAUAAUCAAGCCUAAAGCUAGGUCAGUAUAAUAUCUGUGCCCUCCGACUUCUAUAUUUCCCUUUUCCUUGAAGAAAGAUGAUACAGUUUAUUAGUCACUGACUAAUCCUUAUUGUUUAAGACAAUCCAUAAGAACUGGCCCCUGGCUACUACUAACAUGUUUUUAAGAAUAUGUUGCUCAGGAUACCUCAUGUUCAACAGGAAGUCAAGGAUUAGAAAAUAUGGACAGCAAUACGUAGCCUAGAGUUGAGGUUAUGUCUAGUAUACAAAUUCAAAUGCUGCCUCUUACAAACUAAUAGAUUCCAAGGCUCUUAAGCUGAAAAUUGAAGUGCAUCUGACUUAAGGUCAUUGUAUGAAACUAGAUAUAUGUAAAUAUAAAAUACUCAUUUGACUGUUUUGUACAUAAUAAUACAUGGGCCUGUAGACCUUUGUACUCAAUGAAAUAUUUUGUGGGCUGUUUGGAGUACUUUAAAUAACUGUUGUCUUCAAAUGCUAGUUUGUCUUCCUUGCCAAUUUGAUUCCAUAUGUAUAAUCUUAUGUGGAGUAUGUCUGAUUUUAGAAAAAGGGUUGAUCUUCAAUGUCAUUCUAAAUUAUUACAAUUCAUUUGCAGGUAAAAAUUUAAUCUGUCCACCUGUAUUAUUAUUAGCCAAAUUCUGUUUGGGGGAAAUAAAUGGAAAGUCAAGUUAUUGGAGAAAUCAAGUAAUAAUAGUAUUGUGUCAAAGAAUUCAUUACCCUCCCAAAACAAACAAACAAAAAAAACCAUUCUUCCCCCUUUAUUAGGUACUUUUCCUGUUGCCAAGGCGUGUGAUAAAAACAUUUGGAUCUGUCUGGAGUUGUUUCUUCCUAGUAUGCUUUGGGUUUAUUCUGCACGCUUAUGGAACAGAGACCUGAACACUGAGUGGUCAGCGCUCAUAGAAACCCAGGUUGUCUGGUUGAACCAGUGCCACUGCCUUCCGUGUCAUUAAGGCCAUGAUGGGCUUCCCUGAUGGGCUGUUGGCAUGAGCUGGAGGAGUUAUUUCCCUGACAACCAUACCACGUUGUGCUGGAAAGGACAAAUGUCUCUUCUCUUUGAUGUCCUUAUGAAUAGGAGUUCAUACAGUACUAAAAAGGCCAGGGUUGCACUGCAGAGUUAAUAUUAAAGGAAUGGAAAAGAAAAAAAAAAACAAGACAAAUGUUACUGAAGAAAUGCAAGCUCUGACCAAUGCUCUGAAACAAAAUUAGAGAACACCUACCACUAGCUCAGAAUAAAGCAAUGGACUAUCAACCACACCAAGGGGGUGGGGUGGGAGUUAUGUCUGCAUCUCAGAACUCAACAUACACCCAAGGAGGCAAACUGGAUGGCUGGGCAGAAGGGACCCUGACAGUGAUCUAAAUAACUUCUAUGCUGAGCAGGGUGGUGGUGGCACACACCUGUAAUCCCAGCACUCUGGGAGGCAGAGGCAGACGGAUUUCUGAGUUCGAGGCCAGCCUGGUCUACGGAGUGAGUUCCAGGACAGCCAGGGCUAUACAACGAAACCCUGUCUCCAAAAAACCAAUCCAAAAAAACUAAAUAAAUAAAUAAAUAAAGCAAUAUUUUGAAUUACAGCUGUUGUGAAAAUAAAGUAAAAGCACUGAAACAGCUGUAGACUAACAGAAGAUUGGAGGGAAAACCUGGUCUUAAGACUUCUGGCUCUAGUAUCGUAAGAAAGGAAAUAUCCUUAAUUCUUUUAAUCUGUCUGGCUGGUAGAAUCUUAUUACACAUUUUGUGAUCAUAGUCCCAUCAGACUAGUACAUUACUUACUGGCAGGUUGAUGAAGUACUUGAGAAACGUUACGGAUGAACACUGUGGAGAGAGGCUACCUGACAAAAUGUGCCCUUCCCCAAGUAGCUCAGAACUGUUGGGGAAGAGCGGGAAAUUAAAACGUUAAAAUACAUGGCCAACCAUCUAGCCCUGCACAAGCUUUUCUACAGUCACAAUUCUUCUAUUUAAGGUAACAGACUGUGGGCUGGAGAGUUGUUGGUAGUUAAGAGCAUUUGUUUUUGCAGAGGACUUGGGCUUGAUUUUCAGCGCUCACUCAGAGGCCUACCACCUUCACAGGUACCAGGCAGGCAUGUGGUACACAGACAUACACACAGGUGCACAUUCAUACACCCAAUACAAUAAAAUCUUAAUAAAUAUUUAAAAACUUAAACAAAAAAGACUGUGUCCUUCAGGUCUGCUGUCACCUUUUGACCUCAGUGAGAAGGAUGAAAGUGACCGGGUGAGCACAGCACUGGCCACACUGUCACUGAACAGUGCUACCGUGUGGUGUGUAUGUGUGUGUUUCUAAUUCUGUGCAAUACACAUUAUAUUUAUUUCUAACAGAGGAAACAGACUCCCAUGGAACACAAUUAUGGAAGCAAUAUUGAAAGAAGACUGGACAGCUAUGAAUUUAAGAACAUUUAUUUUUAGCAAACAGAAACAUUUAUUUACAAAUUGUACAUACAAACCAAAACCUACAAUUCUGCAAUCUCCUUAUUCCAUUUCUUAAAACAAAUGGAGUUGUGGUUUUAAAAUGAACCAAUAUAUAUUCUUUAUUAUUUUAAGCAGAGUCUUGCUCUGUAUACAAGGGUGGCUUCAAAUACAAUCUUCCUGCCACAACUUCCCAGAUGCAGGACAGCAGGUAUGAGCUCCCAUGCAAGGUUCUGAUACAUGAUCUUAAUGAUCACUUAAUUUAGUCAUAGUGAUAAGGUCUCCAAAAUGAAUAAGACACCAUAUUGGACUGACAGUCACAUGUCUGAAACGAUCCAAGUCCCUAGUAAUACUCUUGUUUAUGUUUUACAAUAUAGCAAAAUAUAAAUUUACUACAAUUGUCAUUAUUACUAAAAAUAAUGUGAGUUAACAAUUUAGUAGUUGAUAAGUGUGUGUGUGUGUACAUAUAUAUAUUUUAUUAUAUAUAGAUUUAUUAUAUAUCAUAUAUAUAUACACACACAAGGCCUUGACUUCCAUCUCUGGCAUGAAGAAUAAGAGAAGAAUUUUGCAACAGUGUUAUCGUAUAUAGUGAGCACUCAGACAUAUGGGAAGUGAUUUACUAUUGUCAUCUAUAAAAAAAAAAAACAAAACAA
Messenger RNA from Apodemus sylvaticus (European woodmouse), 5184 nucleotides. Its product is annotated as tripartite motif-containing protein 34A. Lineage: Eukaryota; Metazoa; Chordata; Mammalia; Rodentia; Muridae. The transcript is spliced from 9 exons. Gene Ontology annotation, molecular function: zinc ion binding; protein binding. The coding region runs from base 481 to 1938 and encodes 485 amino acids. The record is from RefSeq and is a predicted model, not a curated record.